AUGGGAGCCGCUGGUUCGCGCGAGACGGCGGCAGCGGCGCGGGCGUUUGUCGACCGCGUCACGACGGAGCACAGCGUCACGGUCUUCAGCAAGACGUACUGCCCGUAUUGUACCAUGGCCAAAGAUGUGCUGAACGAGGCGGAUGUUCAGUACCACGUGGUCGAGCUGGACACGAUGACUGGUCAUGAGUUUUCGGGCGCUGACGUUCAGAAUGCACUGGCGACUGCAACUGGCCGUAGGACAGUGCCCAAUGUCUUUAUCAAGAAGGAGUCGAUCGGCGGCGGCACAGACGUGCAGGCUCUGUUCCAGUCAGGCAAGUUGAUCGACAUGCUGCGGUCGGCAGGCGCGCUGUGA
Molecule: messenger RNA, 354 nt
Organism: Hyaloperonospora brassicae
Lineage: Eukaryota; Oomycota; Peronosporomycetes; Peronosporales; Peronosporaceae
Source: the annotation of a GenBank genome assembly